Messenger RNA from Hermetia illucens (black soldier fly), 726 nucleotides. RefSeq lists its product as uncharacterized. The coding region runs from base 230 to 664 and encodes 144 amino acids. The record is from RefSeq and is a predicted model, not a curated record. NCBI's taxonomy places the organism in Eukaryota, Metazoa, Arthropoda, Insecta, Diptera, Stratiomyidae. The transcript has 2 exons.
GCGAAUGCCGUAGGUGGGAAGCCAUUGAAUAGGCGAUUUACGAGGAUAGUACAAUGGGCCUAACAAUAGCCUGAGUGCUCAGAGCUUUUACGAAGAAAAGAGUAGAUCCUACUUACUGCACCGCGUGUUUUGCUGAGAGCGAGCUCAAGAUAAUUAAUCGUUGGAAACACCGCAUAAUUACACUGAGGUGGAAUUCACUGUUACACAAAGUAUCGUCAUCACCAAAGAAAUGUUGAAGAAGUCCCUAGAAGCAAAGGAGGAGCUAGAAAAUUUAGUUGAGUCUUCAAUUCCAGGAUAUUACAUUAAACAGGAUAAGUUCUUACUAAGAAAUCUGGAGAUUUUAUCCGAAACUGAUAUUCAGCGAUGCAAAACCGCCUUGGACCGAGUAAUGAGCAAGUUGACACAAGAGCUUUGCGAUAUGGAAACCGAAAUCUGGGAGUCAUCUACAGUUUCACGAUAUGGAAACAUUUUAUUCGCAGAAUUUUUCCCUGCAUUUAUUUCAGGGAGAGAUUAUUCCAUUAAAUUCGUUCCCGCCCCAUUUUUCUCAAAAGAACAUAAUUCCAUAAUGUUUCAUCUUAUCAGCUCCCACGGCGGAUCCUAUGUUAGUAACUCUGGGAAGUAUAAUUGCAGUGAGGUUGAUACUAUUUUGGAAAAGUCUCUGUAAAUCAUAAGGAGAAGGCACUGCAAAGUUGAUUGACAUUAUAUUGGUAAAUUUUGUAAAUAUAA